CACCCUCACACGACCGUCGCUCCUUCGCCACUCAUACCCCUCGCACUCACUGACCGCCGCGGCCAGCCCUCACCCACUCACUCGCCUCUGGCCACCUCUGCGUCCAGUGUCGCGUCUGCGGUGCGGCCAUGAGCGUCGCCGCUCCCGCCGCCGAUCCCGACACGACCUUCUCGCUCGUCGAUCUCAGCGUCUGCCCGCAGCAGGCGCAGCAUGACGCCUCAGCACCACACACGCCUGCCUCCGCAUCGCGCACACGCGAUCUCUUGACGUCGUCGCCGCGCUCGCCCGUCUGCCUGCUCGGCUCCACGCCGACGAUGCGCAGCGGCAUGCUGCCCGAGCAGCACCUGCAGGCACGCAGCGUCUCGGCCUCGUCGUCCCGCAGUGCCAGUGCAGCACCGACACUCCCCUCUGUCACUUCCUCGCCAACCUCAUCCUUCUCCUCCCUGCCCUGUUCCUCCGACGCGCCGACCGACACCGAAGAGGAGUCCGACGGUGAAGGCGAGCCGGCCGAGCCGCCCAUCUACUUUGGCACGCCGUCGCGCGAGGAGCAUGCGCGCCGGCGCAAGGUCAGCGCGCGCAUGCGCGAGCGGCGACUACUGCGCAAGGACAGCUUGGACCUGGCGCGGCGACGCAGCAUCGGGCCGAUGGACAUGCCAAUUAGCGAGGCGGAGGCGCCCGUGUCCGACGCUGCUUCACCGGCCGCUGAGGUGGAGCGCGAGGAGGAAGAGGAAGAGGAGACAGGCUCGUACGGCGGCAGAGAGGAGUCGGUGGGAUGCAGGACCAUCGGGCAGCUCGAUGCCAGUGCCGAGCCAAACGCCUCGUGGCCAGUCUCGCAAGAGCAGGACGACGAGCCGCAGCUCACGGCGGACGCAGCAGCGCACGAGGAGCUCCUCGAGGCGCAGGCAGAGCCGACGAGCGAAGCUGCUGCCUUCGACGAGCAGGAGCCGGCGGCUGGCGCUUUUCACGAGAGCACCUCAUCUUCGUUCGCCGAGCCCUCGACCGCCGAGCUGCCUCUUGUCGUCACGGACGACACGCCGUUCGAGGCUAACUUGAGCUACAAGACCGAGUCGAGCUACCGGACAGAGUCCGAGUCGGGCGAUGAGGAGGGGGAGGGCCAGGCGGAGGAGGAGCAGAAGCAAGAAUGGCAGGGCGAGGAAGAGAAGGGACCGCAAGGUGGCGCAGAGUCCGACGAGGAGCACAACGCGAGUGACGACGCAGCGAGCGAGUCUGGCUCGCGGCAUGCACUCGAGGCGGAAGCAGCGCCAGAUGCUAGCGCGACGGACCUCGAUCGCACUCUUCGCCUGUCUUCUCUCGGCCAGCAAGACGCCGCUCCCGCCGCAGUGGAUCUUGCAGACGAGCAACGUACAGCGAGCCCUGCUACAGAAGCAGCGGAGCUGGACGAAGACGCUCCGCUGGACGAAGACGUUCAUGAUUCUGCCGACAUCUGCGUUGAUGCGUCCAUCCCGACGGCAGCAAGCGCCUCGUCUCGGCUCGCAGAGCCCGACACACCUCAGGAGCACGCGCAGGUCGAGCCGCCGAGCGAGAUGGAGCCGACGCACGAGAUUCCAGCUGCAGAUGCUGAGCCGCUGCAGUCGCCAGAGCUCUCUCAAGUUGAGGUCGCGCAAGAGCCCGAGCUUUCUACGCGCAAAGCUGAAGUCGAGAGCGAGGCGCCGGCUGUGCAGAGUGCUGCCGAGCCAGAGGCUUCUGCAGUGCUGGCCGAGGCUGAGCCGGUCGAGCCAAGGCAGGCUUCCGCCUCUGAGGCCGACGAAGCCCCGCGGGUUGAGUCUCCGGUGCUCUGCCCGACGGACGACGACGAAGCCGAGCAAACCUGCAGCGCCAGCCUCAUCGAUGCAGAUCCCGAGUCCGAGCGCUCGACUGCCGAUGUCUUCAGCUCAAGCCCCAUGCGCGCCGCAGUGCACGUCGCGGCGCCGUCGUCGUCGCAAGCGCCGUCGCCGCCCUCCACGCCAAUGCGCAUCUCGCGCGGCGCGAUGCUCACGCCGCAGUCCUGUGCGCUUGCAGCCGGCUCGCCCGUCUCGUUCGACUAUGCGUCGUCGCCCGGCGUCGCGCUUGCUGCGCACGGCACGCGCGCUGGCGACUUGAGCCUGUUGAACAACCUGCGCGCUGAGGCGCGACACGACUCGGCUGGGCCGGAGAGUCCUUUUGUGCUGUCGCGUUACGCAAUGGAGCGGCAAGACUUCAUCGAGGAGGGCCUCGAGCUCGCAAGCAAGCGAUCCGGCCCCGCUGAAGGUGCCAGUCCAGUGCGUCGGCGCAAGAGCGCGCGCUUGAGCAUGCGGUACGACGAGGAAGAGGCCAGACGGCAGCAAUCGCCGCACAAGGCAACUGCACUUGUCUCGCCGAACAAGUCGUCGCCGAGCAAGCCGAGGCCUGCAAACGUCGCCGAUGCACUCAAUGCAUGGGCAGAUGCAAAGACGAUGAGCCCCGUGAAGCUGCAGCCCGUCUCGCCGCCAGCUUGGUCGCUCGGCGCAGCUAGCCCUCGCAAGCCUCUGCGCGCUCUGGAGCGCUCUCAAGGACACGGCAGUCCGUUCAAGGCGAGAGAGGAGAAUGCGUCGUCGCCGUCGCGCAUCCCGCCUCCGACGCGCGUGCUCGAGAUCGCUCGUGCGGUGCCGCUGCCUCCGAGCUCGCCCGAAGCGCCCGAGCAGCCGAAAAGCUCCGCGCCGGUCAGUGAGGCCGACGGCCCGACCGAGGAAGCGGUCGCUGCGCCAUCACAGGCGAAGGCAGGUCCGUCAGCACGACUGGCAGAGUCGCUGCGAGCUGCUCGUCUCGCUUCAGCACAGCCAGCGCCGCAUCUAGCCGCGCCCGCUCCUAGCGCUGCUGCAAAAGCUGCUCCUGUCGCUGGACCCUCUGCUGCCGCGCGACCGCCGACAGGCGUGCCCGCACCUGCUCGUCAGCUGGCUGCCAGUGUGUCGGGGAUUCGAGCGCCGACUGCCGGCCCAGCUGUAUCGUCGCGUCUGCCCAAGCCAGCAGCAGCGUCUGGCAUCGCCCGACCCGUGGCCAGCGUGCCUCGCAAGGUGCUGCCUGCACCGAAGCCGGUCGCAAGCUCGUCUCUGCGGCGAGCAGUCGCCCCUGCCCCGGUUGCGGCGCGCGCUGUGCCUUCUGCAGCCGCCACGGUCCGCAGACCAGCGCUGGCCAAGCCGCAAGUCGAGCGCAAGGCGCAUCUCGGGCGACCUCUGCUGGCUUCGCGGGCGGCGUCCGCUGAUCAGCCUCCUGCGACGCCCCUUGGCGCUGGCGCCUCCGCUGCGACAUCUGAGUUGAGGCCAGCAGUCGCAUCCGCGCCCAGCUCGUUCGCCGCUGCAGAGCGGCCUCGUCUGCCAGCGCCCUCGCCUGCUCCGACGGCGCCAGUCGCGGCAGAGGCACUGGCGCCGCCGCCUGUGCGGACCAUCCGCUCCGCCGCUGUUGCAAGCCGCGGCCCCGCGAGUGCAGCUCCUCGUCGACCGACGCCGGAGAACCAGGCCUCUGCUGUGCGCCUACAGUCCGCCGCCGCACCGAAGCUCGGUGCUCUUGCUGCCUCUUCCUCGCCAGAACGGCCCGUGGUGCGCAGCGCAGCAAUGCGUGCGCCUGUCAUCCGAGACGCGCGUCUGGCCAGCAGUGUGCCUGCCAGUCGCGUGUGGGACAGUCCGUCCAAGCUCAACCGUGCGAUGUCCUCCUCGACCAGCGCACUGCCAAGCGCAAAGCCAGCCUCUUCCUCGUCCUCGCCCGUGCGAGCUGCCUCGCGCGAGGCACGCGCCACUCAGCCUCCGCCACCGCCGCCAGAGUCGUCGGUGUAUGGCCCGCAAGCGGCACCCGGCCGAGCACGGCGCGUCCCAGCCGGCUCGCUUGCCGCGAUCAAAACGCCGCCUGCUGCUCCUGCGCAGCCAGUCCAAGCGCCCGUGCCUGCGUCGUCGUUGCCGCCGCUCAGUGCCUCUACAGCUGCCGCUACAUCGACAAGCACUCGCGGCGCUUUCGGUGCAUCCGUCCCGCAGCUGAGCAGCGCAGCGCCGAGCGGGCCGAGCGUGGCUGCGCGUGGCGGACGCCAGCCGCUGAGCGCAAGUCAGGUGCAGAGCGCCGCCGCCAUCGUCGAGGCCGAUAGCUCCGUGUCUCCGAUGAAGGCGGCGCGCCGGGCUCUGCAGUCAGGCGAGGCGGCGCCCAGCAGCGGUGGCAUCGAUGACGGUGAGGAGCGCGGCGCCAAGUCUCUGCGGCCACGACGUGCGGUGCCCGCGACCCAGGGCCAGACGCUGGCCUCGCAGCGCCUCUUCCCCUCUGCUGCGCCGAUGACAGAGGCGCCGGUGGCUCCGAGCAUGCCCGUACCUGCUCCCGUCAAGCGCAGUGCUGCACGUGUGCCCACCGCCUCCUCGGUGCUCAAUCCCACCGGCGCCGGCGAUCGUGCGCCCGAGAUCCCCAUGUCGCACGCCGAGCUGGUGCGUCUGACAAAUCAGCACACGCGGCGCAACGAGGUGUACCUGGCCAAGCUCGACGUCGUCUCGAUUCGCAUCGAGGGCCCGCGGCCGCCAAGCCCGACGGCCAAGGUGCCCAAGGUGACGGGCGCACGCAUGGACCGGGCCGAGGCAGCCAAUGCGCGCGAGCGGCGCGCUCGCAAGCGCGGCAGUGAAGAGUCCGACGACGACUCGUGCUCGUCGCGCGCACAGUCGGCCGAUCCGGAGCAGCACAUGCGCGGCGCUGGCGAGCUCGAGGCGUACCACACGCCCCAGCGCGAGCCGGCCGCGGCUGCGGCACGCAAAAAGAGCGUGCGCUGGCACAAGGCGCUCUUUGUCGGCCCCAGCGAGGCGCCCGCAGACCUCAUCGCCGAGCCGGACCGCAGUCCUGCGCGGCGCGCGGGCGCAGCGAGAGGCCGGAGCUCGCUGGCUGCAAAGACCUUCCCGCUCGACCGCAACGGCAACAUCGCCGAGGCCGACGCACCCCUCUCGCCGCGCCUGCGCAAGGUGCGCGUCAAGAUCAUCAAGAACAUCUUCGACGACGACCUCUGAGCGUCGCGCUGGGCUCCUGUGCUGCUCUGGAAUGCAUCCUUCGGCGGCGGCACGCGCCCUGCCUCUGUCUCU
Messenger RNA from Tilletiopsis washingtonensis, 5054 nucleotides. RefSeq lists its product as hypothetical. The record is from RefSeq and is a predicted model, not a curated record. Lineage: Eukaryota; Fungi; Basidiomycota; Exobasidiomycetes; Entylomatales. The coding region runs from base 129 to 4982 and encodes 1617 amino acids. The transcript is spliced from 2 exons.